Messenger RNA from Cynoglossus semilaevis (tongue sole), 2553 nucleotides. Its product is annotated as neuronal pentraxin-2-like. The transcript has a single exon. NCBI's taxonomy places the organism in Eukaryota, Metazoa, Chordata, Actinopteri, Pleuronectiformes, Cynoglossidae. Bases 1584 to 2237 code for a protein of 217 amino acids. The record is from RefSeq and is a predicted model, not a curated record.
GGAGGUCUGCUUUAAGGCUGGGACAGUGCAUGUUUGUGCAGAGAGAGAGUGAAGCUAAUCCAGAUUAUCUGAUCCUUCUAAAGCUGAUCAGAGACUGAGAGGACGAACAGCUCGGACUCUUCAGACCUGCAGGUAAGACUUCUUCAACUGUUCAACUCAUUUUAGAUAAAGCUAUUUUAUAUUUGAUAGUGAUCAUGUGACAUGACACCCGUCAUGUGAUCAAUGACCACCUUAUUAGCAGAACUAAUAUCGGAGUUGUUCACAUUUUCUUAGCUCCUUGUGUGUGUCGUCUUUCACACACACACUACAGUGUGUGUUCACAUUAGUAGCGUUUUUGACAAGGGCUACAAACAGACGAUGGUUAAACACCAGGGGAGGCUAGAGCUCCUAAAAGCUGUUAGUGCUGCAAAGACCAAAUAUUUGUUUCACAUUUAGUUAACUAACAUAUGUGACACAACCAUGCAGCAAAAAUACCAACAAAAAGCUAGCAAUGCAAAAAUAGUUAAAAGUUAGCACAGACAUGGCUAAUUGAUAACAGACCUUUAAUUGUUUGUCAUUUUAUGGAAAUGACAAGCAGAGAUAACAGAGAGUUACCAAACUGUUCAAGGACCUGUCUGUAGUUUCCAGGAUUCACUUGGGAAUAUUUCUCCGCACUAUUUUCUUUUAUUAGUUAUCUAUCCUGCAUGGAAAAUGAACCGAGUUCUAGUACUAGUACUGGUCUAGCCUUUGAUAGUACUCAGUGAUGUUAGUGGGUUAAUGUUACUGCAGAGGAACUAACGUUUGUUACAAGUCCCAGCAGUAGCAUCUCCUGACUUUUGACCCCUGCUCAGGCACAUGUUGGUCUUCAUCCACACAUGCCACAACAUUGGCCUUACUUCAGGUUGAAGGGCGGGUCAAGUUUCUUAGGCAGAACCUGGAACCUGCAGCCAAGUCCUCAUUAAAGAGCAUUGAAGCCAACCAAUCCUAUUAGUCCAUGAACCUGACCAAGUGGAGGAGGAGGAGGAAGAAGACAAGGAUAAGGAUAAGUUCCUGUCGUUGGUUCUGCUGCCACUAAAGAAGCACUUUGUUCAUGUUAACCUCAUGCUCAUGCCAUGUCAUCUGUAUUUUUACCAUUAGAGGUGAAAGAGAUGUGGAGGGCUGAAAGGUUUGUUCUCCAGUCAAUGUAGAUCCUCUCCGUGGUCUGGACACUGAGGUGUCUCCUGGUUUUACAUGUCUUUUCCUGUCAUGUCCUCCAGGUUUGAUCACUUCCCUUCCGAUGGGUGACAUCACCUGGUGGGAGGGAGUCCCAAAUCUCACCCUUAAACACACACCAAGGGGACCUCUUUUAUCUGUCUGUGGCGUCUGUUAAGAAGAGGACCUCGUGUGACACCUCAAGGUCAACAUAAAGGACAAAUAUCCUGCGAGUUUGGCACCACCCACUGGGUCUCUUUGGAAUAUCACCUUGACAGUGUCAGGACAUGUUUUACUCUGAUAGCUUCCAGUCUAUCCUCACUUUUCAAACUCCCCCGGUCAUUGUGGAAGCAGAGCUAAAGUCUGGGAGGUGCGUGUUGUUUGUAUAAGGUUAAGUUGGACUCUGAUCCAGUAUGUUGAUAGGCGUCAGUCCCCUCAGAUUGUGCGUUCUUUGUUUUGUAAUUUUUUACUACUUCCUGUCUUGUGCCACGGCCACAGGAGCUUUGCCUGGUAUAGAUUUCAGUUAUGGGAUUAGCCCAAAAUUUGUCUGCACUCCAAUUCCCCCAGAGGCAGAUCCAAGCUGCUACUCUCCACCUACUGUGCCCCAUGGACCCAGCAGUUCCACCCACAGUGAUGGAAACUGGCGAGGGAUGAUGUCAGAUGAAGCUAAAGCCACCAUUCUACACCUACGAGAAAGUCUGGUCAGACAGAAGGAGACUAUCCUGGACCAAAGAGAAACCAUCAGGGAGCUGACGGCCAAGCUAACAGUGUGUGAAGGCUUUGGUGGCCACCAUAGCCCUGGUCACCACAACAGUCAUCACGAUGAUCACCGUGACAAUCAUGAAGGGCAUCACAGCAGCCACCACACCACCUUCUCUCACCAUGGUCCUUCAAGCUAUCACAGCAAAGACCAUUACACGCCCCACAACAGCCACAGGUCGGACCCCCACCACAGGAAGAACCCUUCUCUCAGUAAACAGGGUUCCUUCUCCCUAGAGCAGACCAGUAAGAUGCUGCAGACACUGAAGGAGCGGCUGGAGAGCCUACAGGUGAGUCUUCAUAACUGACAGGUCCAGUGUGUUUGUGUCUCAUGGUAUGGUUCUCUCUGGACUCUGACAGAGGAUUUUCUGAAACACUGAGGUGUUAAUGUCAAACCACAAUCCUGGAAUCCCGCACUCAAGAAAAACAGCAAAAAACUAUGUCAGUCAACUGGUAUCGAACAGAUCUUCAGACUCUGUCCUGGUCUUUAGUACACUCUCACUGGAUUAGAGUUAGUAGGCCUCUGUUAUAAAAUUACAAAUCAGAUUCAAUGGUUGACGAACAGUAGACGAAGAGACAUCGUCAUCAAAACAGGGAUGACCUCGUUAGUCUAACUUCAUGAGG